AGACCUGCCUGGACAGGACAUGUUGUAUUUGAUUCCCGAUUUUUAUUAGUCCAUAAUCGUUUGAAGUUGUAAACUGGUUGACCUGAACACGUUAGAGACUGUGUUUAACUCGAGUACUGCGUGGAAAUACUACCAAAACACGGCGAAGGAAGGAGCUACGCGAAACUCUUUCCCAUUCAACUAUGAUUGCGGGUGUGGGUGGCGGCGGCCGUGUUAUAUAUCGUUCUAACAAUUGCUGUGACCCGGUAGGUCGAGCUCUGGCAAAAUGUCUGGCUCCUAUGAUCGUCGGCACGGUCUUCUUCCUUCAGGGCUGUGUCUUUACCAUUGUGGGGUUCAGUCUUGGUGAUAAACUACCGCCGUUCAAGGUGAUCGGACCCACGUUUCUGUGCCUGGGUAUUGUACUCCUCCUCUUGGCGUGCUUCUGUUGUAAAAAGGCCCGGGACGCCUUCAACCAGCAGGGCGGGCACUCGGUACAGGUGGUGACUUCCUCCACAGCCCCCCAGGCGCCGGGACAGACCGUGGUGACCGGCGCGCCCGGCGUACAUGUAGGUCAUGCCGCUCCCACUGUGACGUCGGGGACAUCUCCAGAACAGUACCCCGGACCAUAUCCCGCAAGCGGCGGGCACCUGACCACGGCCUCAGGGACAACCGAUCACCAGUCGUCGGACCACGCCUACCAACCGUCGCACAUCGGUAUUGCUCCGCCGCCUUCUUACCAUGAAGCCACCGGUGGAAAGCCAUAAUGGACUUACUUAAGCCUCGGUCACAACCCACCGUACGUGCUUCUGCGUGCUGUCUACGUGCAAAAACGUGGG
Messenger RNA from Branchiostoma belcheri (Belcher's lancelet), 815 nucleotides. RefSeq lists its product as uncharacterized. The transcript has 2 exons. The record is from RefSeq and is a predicted model, not a curated record. NCBI's taxonomy places the organism in Eukaryota, Metazoa, Chordata, Leptocardii, Amphioxiformes, Branchiostomatidae. The coding region runs from base 183 to 743 and encodes 186 amino acids.